GCCUGGCCUAGUUCAGGCCACCUCCCCCAACUUCAAAGCCAGAAAUGGCCAGGUGAAUCCGCCUCAACCCGACACCGCCGACAUCCCGACUGACACAUCUGCCUUCGACACAGUCCAGCUGUCCUGAUUACAUUGAACUCAACGGAUAAUCCAGGAUAAUCUCCAGGUUUAAGAACUACUCAGCCCUAGGUGAAUGCCCAGAGUUGACUCCUGUGCCUUCUCUGUGGACCUAACAGAACGGUGGCCCAGCAGGGACGUGUCUGGCUCUGGCAAUGGGAGUCAGGAAGGGCAUGACACGGAUGCUGCUGGAGUGCAGUUUCAGCGACAAACUGUGCAUUGUCCAAGAAGGGCAGUAUGAAGUGAUUGUCAUCCCAGCCUUCUUUGUUGGUGCCUUCCUAGUCCUUCUUGCGGUCAUCCUGUGGCUUUUCAUCAGAGGACAAAGAGCCCAGCAGCAGCGUCCUGGACUUCAAGGUGUUGUUCCUGUGCCCUUAGCCAGGGGCCUAAACUGGGAAAAAACUGGGCAUGGAGGAAAUAUGCUUGUGCCUCUUAAUGAAACCUCAGUAGAAAACUUUCUACUCACAAGAGCACCUGUCCUGGCAAAGCUGCAGGUGCCCCGGGAGCAACUCUCAGAAGUUCUGCAGCUAAUUUACAACGGCACCUGUGGGCCCAUCUAUCGAGCCAAGAGGAACACUGGCGACUCUGGUAAAUCCAAGAGUGUUGUCCUCAAAACCUUAAAAGAACCAGCUGGACUCCAGGAGGUGCAGGAUUUCUUAGGACAAAUCCAGUUCUAUCAGUACCUGGGGAAACAUAAGAAUCUGGUCCAAUUGGAAGGCUGUGGCACUGAGAAGCUGCCGCUGUACAUGGUGUUGGAGGAUGUAGCCCAGGGGGACCUGCUCAGCUUUCUUUGGAUCUGCCGCCGGGAUGUGAUGACCAUGGAUGGUCUUCUCUAUGAUCUCACAGAAAAACAGGUCUACCACAUUGGAAGGCAGGUCCUUUUGGCUCUGGAAUUCCUGCAGGAUAAGCACCUGUUCCAUGGGGAUGUGGCAGCCAGGAACAUCCUAAUCCAAAGUGAUCUGACGCCUAAACUGUGUGGCCUGGGGCUGGCUUACGAACUGCACACCCAGGGAGCCAUCUCCUCCAUGAGGAUGGUGCCUGUCAAGUGGCUCUCCCCAGAGCGGCUUCUCCAGAGACCUGCUAGCAUCAGGGGAGAUAUCUGGUCCUUUGGGAUCCUGCUCUACGAGAUGGUGACUCUAGGAGCACCACCAUAUCCUGAAGUCCCUCCUACCAGCAUCCUGCAGUAUCUUCAGAGGAGGAAAAUUAUGAAGCGACCCAGUAGCUGCAAGCACACUAUGUAUAGUAUCAUGAAGUCCUGCUGGCACUGGAGCGAGGACAGCCGCCCUCUACCCAGGGAACUACGCUUGCGCUUAGAUGCCGCCAUUAGGACUGCAGAUGACAAGGCUGUGUUGCAGGUGCCAGAGUUGGUGGUGCCUGAUCUGUACGCUGCCGUGGCUGGCAUCAGUGUAGACAGCCUCUCCUACAACUACAGCGUCCUUUGAAGCUUCCUUCCCACUGCAAACAUUCAUGAAUGACUGGAUGCUCCUGGAACCAGUUUUUUUCUCCAACAACAAACAACAAACUUUCUGGCAAAAACUAGAGGAAUAGGACAAGAAUCCUGAAUCUUCCCCUUAUACAUUUCCUGAGGAAUCUAAAAUGAUGCUGGAUGAGGCUCUCCACACCUUAUUUCCUUCAGCUGAGACAUACUUUGAUUCCCUUGCUGUCCCAAUCCUAAAGAUCUUGGGAGAAAGUAUGAAGGAAAAGUGUCACAGAACAGCAGGGAUCAGACAUCUGCAGUGUUUGUUGUAAAUGAGUUGGCAUCUUUGAAGAACGAUUUAUCUAGACUCUUACAAGCCCCAGAGGAG
Messenger RNA from Ochotona princeps (American pika), 1919 nucleotides. RefSeq names its product serine/threonine/tyrosine kinase 1 (gene STYK1). Lineage: Eukaryota; Metazoa; Chordata; Mammalia; Lagomorpha; Ochotonidae. Gene Ontology annotation, molecular function: transmembrane receptor protein tyrosine kinase activity; ATP binding. The transcript has 10 exons. Gene Ontology annotation, cellular component: signaling receptor complex. The record is from RefSeq and is a predicted model, not a curated record. The coding region runs from base 273 to 1556 and encodes 427 amino acids. Gene Ontology annotation, biological process: protein phosphorylation; multicellular organism development; cell surface receptor protein tyrosine kinase signaling pathway.